AUGCGCAUGCACAAUUCCGCCGCUGUCGCUUUUGCGGCCCUCAGCGCACUGGUCGUCCCUGUGGUUCUUGCCCAGCAAACGACAAUGCCAAUGUGGAUUCCCAUGGUAGACCCCGAGAAUGCCGAGGAAUUUUACUCGGGGCAGGAGGCAGUCAUUCAAACUAUUACCAACCAAGAGACUGUUGUUGCAAUCCGGUGUAAGGAGACACAGAGGCUGGGAUGUCCUACCGUGACGCUCACUAUCGGCCGGAGCAGUAAGGAGAACCCCGGUGCCAGCAAGAAAUAUCAAAAUAUCAAUUGGGUCUGUCAUGUUAACUGCCUCGGCCUGCAGCGUUCAGAUUUAGCACGGACUAUCAAGAAGAGACCGGUAUCCCAUGGCAUACAGGCCCCAGAAGAGUAUCAUGGACUCGCCGACGACGAGGAGCUCGGAACUGGCCUCGUAACCCGGUCCGCACCGAUUGACGCGACGGACUUGGUAUUCCAUCCCAUCGCUCUUGCUACGCCUCUUCCCGAGGCAGACUCAACCCAGUGCGACUCGCAACCCGCAGCUGGUACCACUGGAGGGAAGAGCGCUGAGACCGGCGCUAGUGCACCCAGCACCGAAAACUCGGGUUGCAAAAUCGCAGUGUGGUGGCCGGGAGUCGCCGCGGUUGCAGCACUUGGCCUCUUCAUCUGA
Molecule: messenger RNA, 675 nt
Organism: Scedosporium apiospermum
Lineage: Eukaryota; Fungi; Ascomycota; Sordariomycetes; Microascales; Microascaceae
Exons: 5
Coding region: 1-675 (224 amino acids)
Source: RefSeq, a predicted model, not a curated record